AUGGAUCUAUCCGAAGAUGGAAUUCAACAUCUGGUAUCGGAGAUCAAGGACCAUCAAUUGAUCCACGGCUCGCUUCUUAAGCUCGUGAAAUACGAAGAGCUUUCCACCGUGCCAGCGAGACCAGUGGGCGUGAGCAUGGUCUCUACGCCAUUCCCUCACCGAAGUUUCCAGGAAGCCUUCUCUCUUCAGCCAAUCUUCAACGAACUGUACCUUCGGGCAGCAGGCAAUGAAGUCUGGCUGUACUCGGUACUAGGUCCUCUACUGAAGCAUGACGCUUUCUUUGCCUCUCUCUGGGACGUGUUUACCGCAGUCAAGAGAGCGGGCGUCGUGCAGCAAGUCUGCUGUGGAAUUUUCCGAUCAGAUUACAUGGAUCACCAUGGACCGACAUACAAAGGCAUCAAGCAAGUAGAAAUGAACACGUUCUCCGUAGCCGGAGCAGCCCAUGCAGACCGCGUGAUCAAAAUGCAUCACCACUUGGACAGGAUAGGCGCUCCCGGUCAUGUAGGUUUGGGCGACUGGCGGCACGGCUACGGCUUUCCCCAAAAUGUUCUCCACUGCAGCAGUCCGCUGACCAUUGAAAUACGAAUAGUCCAGAUAUUCUAAUAGCGAACGGCUACCAAAUAGGACUUCCAACGUCCAGGCGAUCGUAGAGUGCUUGACGGAAGCCCAUCGGUUGCACGAUGCAGAGAACCCGGCCAAAUCGUGCGUUCUCAUGGUAGUACAACCACGGAACUUCAACAUUGCGGACGAGAGACCCAUAGAGUAUGGGCUGUGGGACGAAAAUGUGCCUUGCUUUCGAUGCGAGUGGCAGGCUGUCCUUGAAUCAACUAUCUUGACUGAAGAGCGUAUACUUUUCUUCGAUUCACCACACCGCAGGCGGAUGGAAGUCAGUGUUAUCUACUACCGCGCAGGCUACGAAGCUGAGGAAUACGAUGAGCUUGGCAAGCAGACAAGACUCCGGCUCGAACUCUCCAAAGCCAUCAAGUGUCCUGAUGUCUUGACACAUUUGACGACUUUCAAAACUGUACAGCAGGCCCUCUGUUCUCAGGACGCAGUCAGACGCUUCCUCCCGGCCGAGCAGGCGGUACAAAUUGCCAGGACCUUCAUGGAGAUGCAUGUCCUGGACAAUACAGCUGAAGGUGAAAGGGUACGCCAAUGGAUCGUCGACCCUGAGCAUGCCCAAAAUUACGUCCUGAAGCCGAACCUAGAAGGCGGUGGCCAUAACGUUUUUGGCGAGGACAUACCCGAUUUCCUCUCUACUAUCCCGAAAGGCGAAUGGAAUCGCUACACUGUGAUGCGAAUGAUCCGGCAACCAGACUCAGAAGGACUUCUGAUGAUGCCUGCAGACUUGUAUCAAGGUCCUGUCGUGAGUGAGCUGGGAAUUCUUGGAACCUGCAUUUGGAAACGAAAAGGUGACGAGGUUGAGGUGCUUCGAAACGCAGCGGCUGGAUUCACGUUCAAGACGAAGCCGUCGGAAGUUCAGGAAAUGUCUGUUGUGAAGGGAUAUGGUUGUUUUGACUGUCCGCUGUUGUAUGAUCCGUAG
Lecanosticta acicola is the source of this 1543-nucleotide messenger RNA. The record is from the annotation of a GenBank genome assembly. Lineage: Eukaryota; Fungi; Ascomycota; Dothideomycetes; Mycosphaerellales; Mycosphaerellaceae.